Necator americanus (New World hookworm) is the source of this 1479-nucleotide messenger RNA. RefSeq lists its product as uncharacterized. Bases 1 to 1479 code for a protein of 492 amino acids. The transcript has 13 exons. Gene Ontology annotation, molecular function: DNA binding; RNA polymerase II C-terminal domain phosphoserine binding. The record is from RefSeq and is a predicted model, not a curated record. NCBI's taxonomy places the organism in Eukaryota, Metazoa, Nematoda, Chromadorea, Rhabditida, Ancylostomatidae. Gene Ontology annotation, cellular component: Cdc73/Paf1 complex.
AUGUCGUCCAACUAUUCUUCCACAGAUGACGAAGACAAGAAGCCGAAGUGUUCUGAUGAUUCUGAUGCCUCUCCUAAGACAAGCAAGAAGCGCCCAACGCGAAACACAAGUAGCAAAGCAAUUAUUGAGAGUGCUGGUUCUUCUGAUUCCGACAACUCCGACUCCGACGGUGGAUCUGACAGCGAAGGUCGCGCCGUAUCUAGUCGUAAGCGGAAAGGGUCAGCGUCACUGGGCAAAAAGGGAGGUGGACCCAAUAGCGCAAAAAGAAAGCGAGCUAUUAGCGAAGAAAGUGAUCGAGGUGAGAUGGAUGAUGAUCUCUUUGCUGAUGAAGAAGAUCGCAGGCAAGUAAUGGCCAUGAACGAGAAGGAUCGAGAGCAAGAAAUUUUUAACCGGAUGGAACAACAAGAAAUGAGACGAACAAGAAAACAAAUAGAAGAGAAGCUAGCGGCUGCUAAAAAUGCUUCUUCUGCUGUUGGUGAUAAGAAAGAAAGGAAAGAGAAGAAAGAAAAGAAACGACGUGAAGAGAAGAGGAGAAUUAACGAAAGUGAUAGUGAUGAUGAGAAGCCUCAAACAUCUCGCUCGCAGCCGGCGAUUUCGAAGUCAAAAGCAGCUCCCGCCUCUGAUUCCGAAUCUGAAGCUGACAUGAAAUUCCACCGCCCAUCUGAAGUGCACAAAAAAGCCACUCAGAAGAAUGCCAUGGCCGACCUGCUGGCUAAGCGAAAAGACAAAGAGAACAAAGCCGCGAAAAAAGCUGCUCUCUCUAUCGAUGCUGUAUUUGGAAAAGACGACAGCGAUGGAUCGUCUUCAUCAACUUCUUCUUCUUCGUCCAGUGACUCUUCGAGGUCAUCAUCACGCGAAUCCUCGCCCAGAAGAGAUGGAGGAAGUGAAGAUGAUGAAGCAAAAGCUGAAGCUAAACGAGAGGUCGAAAAUGUACAACAGCUUUCUAGAGCUCGUGUUUCACGAUACAAAAUAGCGAAGAUUGUUUAUGCACCAUUCUUUGCGAAGACAGUAAUAGGAUGCUUUGUUCGAGUUGGAGCGGGCGGAUACGGAGGGAAAUCAAGAUAUCGACUAUCGCAAGUUAUGGAUGUCGUGGAAAUGAACAGAGUUUAUGCCUUUGAUAAUCUCAAAACCAACAAAGGUCUUAAACUGAAAUACGGCACCGAUGAGCGUGUGUUCCGCAUAGAGUUCAUUUCAAAUGCAGAAUUUGGACAAGAUGAGUUUUCUGACUGGAGAGCAGUGACUAAGGAAGAGUGUGGUUCAUUACCAACCAUGGACCAUAUCGAGAGAAAAGAGCAAGAUAUCAAAAAAGCUAUGAACUUCAACUACACCGACGAAGUUAUUGAAUACAUAGUGAAUGAAAAAAAGAAGUUCUCUGAUAAAGUGAAGAAUUUUGCAGUGACGAAAGGUGAAUUAAUGAAGAAAAAGCGCUUUAAUGCUUUUGAUUACGACAAUCUAUUGGAGCAUGUUCAUGUGAAAUAA